This is a messenger RNA of Scleropages formosus (Asian bonytongue), 2639 nucleotides long. It is a transcript of the gene mbd1a, whose product is annotated as methyl-CpG binding domain protein 1a. The record is from RefSeq and is a predicted model, not a curated record. Gene Ontology annotation, molecular function: zinc ion binding; DNA binding. The transcript is spliced from 13 exons. Bases 612 to 2330 code for a protein of 572 amino acids. NCBI's taxonomy places the organism in Eukaryota, Metazoa, Chordata, Actinopteri, Osteoglossiformes, Osteoglossidae.
CUCGAACCCCAGACCUACCGGAAAGCAGGACUGUGGUUCAACCCGCUGCGCCACCGUGCCCCCCCGAAGGUGUAACACUGGAACAAAAUUCAAAUCCUGAGAAGUGUCGCUCUCCAGAAAGCACUGACACUGCCUGUUCUGAUAUAAGUGAACCACGACGCACAGUGAGCCCCUCUCAAACGCCGCAGGUCACGCCUCCGCAAGUCAUUGUAUUGCAGCAGAUAGCUGUGUCUCCCCAGGUGACUGUAGCUGGCCAGAAAAGCAGCGCCUCCCCCUGUUGCCCACGUGCUCUUUCUCUGUCCCCUCAUCUUGCCAAAGCUUCUCCUCUCAGCAUUGGCUCGCCGCUUAGGAAGGUCAGUAGCAACCCCUCCCUCUGUCUUGGGGAUUUUUCGCCACCUUCACUGAGUGCCCCUGCAACCCCCAACACAGAGGCUUAUUUCCCUUACCUCGACCCACCGUGGUUGGACCCGGUUCUGGCCCCACUGAGCCCCACCUCUUCCCCAGAGAGGGACUGUGAGGGUGCACUCCAAGACCAGGCCUCCUCACACUGUCCUGUCUUCCAAUCACCCAUCCCUCCAAGUAACUCUGUGGCCGAUUCCCUCGAUUCCAGCAUGCCUCUAAAUGGAGAAACCACGCCUCUGGACUGCCCGUCAUCAGAGUCCCUUCUCCGGUGUAUGAAUUGUGGGAAUUCCUUCUCUGACACAGAGUUUAGGAGUCUGGACUCCACAGCCUUGUGCCCCAGUUGCAGGUCUGAGAAGAAGCAAGUCAGUACUCGAAACAUUAUCUUCAGAAAGGUGGGCCGAGGCAAGUGGGUUCUUGGGAGACGAUCAGAAAUCCAAGGGGAGGCUGCUGUUGGUCAGCGGAUAAUACCAAAGAAGACAAAGAUCUUGAAAAAAAAGAGAGUAUUGAGAACAACCUUGCGACGGCGUGUGUAUGAGAAAAACAGGAAAUUUAAAAAGCAAUACUCCAUUUCUCAAUACAGUGACUCGGAGUUUUCCCAAGAUUUAGAAAAUGAUGAUACGGAGAGUGGGCCUAAGAAGCGCAGUCGGCGUGCUUGCUGGAAGUGUGAUGCCUGUCUGCGCCCGACUGACUGCGGCAGAUGUGACUUCUGCAUGGACAAGCCAAAGUUCGGGGGUGACAACAAGAAACGUCAGAAGUGCCGUCUUCGGCAGUGUCAGAGCCAAGCCAUGCGGCAUUUACUCCCCUUCCAGCUGGGGCAGACAAAGUCGAUGGCCACAGUAGGCUGGGUCGGCAGGGGCAGGCGCAGAGGAGGUCGCUCCAGGUACGGCAGUCACAUAAGGAGGAGGAAAUCCCAAGCCCCUUGGGAAAAGUACAGCUCCGCUGAUGAAGAUGACAACAGAGAGCAACAAGCCGACUGUGACAAAAAUGAUGAAGGUGAUGACAAUGCCUAUGUCAGCCCACCACAGCCGAACUACAGUAUUGGCAAGGAAGGAAAGGAGGAGCUGGGGGAUCGGGAGUGUAAGGAGCAAGUUGACGGCAGUGUUGCUUCUCAGUUAGCUAAGGUGGUGUCUGAUGUGAAUUUUGACUCCAGCUAUGGCAGACUGGACAUACAGGCACUUUACAACAGUAGCUGUUCAUUUUCAGCCCAGGAUGGGUUCGAGGCCAACGAUAGUCCCCUGAGCAUGAUGAGAAUAAGAGAACUCCCUGCCAAGGUCACCCGUAGUGGUCAUGUCUCCCUCCAACAGGAGCCACCAGUUGGUCGCAGACAGACCGGACAUCUGCCAGCCCUCCUUCCAAACCCUGUGAAUGCAACUGCAAGGCUGGGCCUCACCGCAGACGUGCGUGUUGUGGAGGUGGACGCUGGAGAGUCAAACACGCAGGAGGACACACCAGUGAUUACAGAGAUCUUCAGUCUGGCUAACAGUGGCCAACAGCGCUGCAUGUUGGGCCACGAACUGUUGGUGUUGCUGGAGGACCUGCGGCACACGGUGCUGCCGGCACACUGGGUGGGCCUUUUGGUGAAGGGGCCGCAGCUGCAGCUGCUGCAAUGUUCUAAGCUCUCUACUAUGGCAGACACCGUACUGCAGAUUGAGCCCAGCUUCUUCUACCACAUCCGAGUCCAGGACCAGCCGCUGCUCCUCACGCACCCGCUGUACGAGGCGCACCCGUCACGGCUGACCUCCGUGCCCGAGGUGGUUUCUCUGCUCCUUGAUCUGGAGAACUACACUGUGUGCCAGGGGUACCCCUCAAGUGACCUGCAGCCAAACCAGGAGCCAGUGCUGCACGUGCGGGCAGCUGCAUGUGAGCUCCUGGUGCUGCAGUCACAAGAGCGCUGCGACAAGUGUGAUGUCACCUCGCUGGUUCUGUGAGGACAGAGGAGUCGCUGAGGGUGGUGCUCUAACAGCAUGACGGGCACUUCACUACCUCCGAUUCCAUUCUCAGUUCAUGGGAAGAGACCAAAUAGAGAGUGGGUACGAAUUGAAAUGCCUUGUUACCCUUGAGGAACUGAGUGGUCUGCCAGCUGCUCAUCGUGCAGCUGUUUUAAUGGUGCUCUAUGGAGGAAUUUUGGUCUUGGGGACAAAGGGAGGUUUCUGAGAGCUGCUGAGGGGUGCUGGAGGAGACUAAUGCUGCUUGUCAUUUAGCUGCUCAUUUUGCCAUGUUUCUUAUUACAUGUUGAG